UUGUCAUUUGCACCUCAUCGUGAAACAGACAAAAUCGCGUGGUCGAUAACGACAGCGCACAUUGUGAGCUCGACGCGAAGAUGAAGCGAAUCGUGAUAUUUGGCAGCACCGGGCCCACCGGCCUCUGCUGUGUGAGGACCGCUUUGGAAAAAGGUCUAGAAGUGAGAGCUUUUACAAGAGACAAGACUAAAAUCCCCGAGGAUCUUAGAGAUAAAAUCGAAAUCGUUGUAGGACAUGUCACUAACGCGAAAGAUGUUGCAAAGGCGGUAGCUGGUCGAGAUGCGGUAAUAGUUACACUUGGUUACGGGACCAAUUUGGGCCCUAAUACCGAGCUAUCCAAAGGCAUGCAAAAUAUAAUAGAUUCUAUGAAAGCGCAUAAGGUUGAGCUGAUCUCCGCAUGUCUAUCAAUGUUGUUGUUCAAUUUGGAGACAGUACCUUUUAGAUAUAAAUAUUUGACCGAAGAACAUCAGCGCAUGUUCGAAAUAAUCAAAUCGAGUGGUUCAAAGUGGGUGGUAAUAUGUCCACCAUAUAUUGUAGAUAAACCAAAGUCUAACUACAUUAUUGCAAUCAAUUGUUCAGCUUGGCGAGCAAUUUCUAAAUACGACUUGGGUGAAUUUCUCAUUAAAUGUCUCGAGAAUCCCGAUUAUUAUCAAAAGAUGUUAGGCAUCGCAAAUACGUCAUAAUACGAGAAGGAAUAUAAGCUAAGGAGUUUGGAUAGAAAAAAGCGGAUAUACUAAACAGAGUUUUCUAUCACAAUGAGAAGGAUGACAAAAUAUUGGAAAUAAAUAGCGGAGCAUGGUCUAACAAGAAAAAUUGCAUCAAGAAGCUAAAGAUGUGUCUACCUGCUGAUCUUCCAUAAAUUAGAAUUAUAAUAGUAUUAUAGUAGAGGAAGGACGGCAUUCGAGGAAUAUAGUUGCUAGUUUCCAUGAUUACCCCCUGCUAUUCCACAAACCUAUCUGUUUUUCCCUCUUCAGAAAAUUUUAAAGUAAACGUUGAUUGUUCUAUAUAUCCAAUGAAUUUCGACCUAUGGAGUGAUUGGUAGAACUGUAUGACUAAUAAAUUGCCGUUA
Molecule: messenger RNA, 1069 nt
Organism: Solenopsis invicta (red fire ant)
Lineage: Eukaryota; Metazoa; Arthropoda; Insecta; Hymenoptera; Formicidae
Product: flavin reductase (NADPH)
Exons: 6
Coding region: 81-683 (200 amino acids)
Source: RefSeq, a predicted model, not a curated record